Molecule: messenger RNA, 2133 nt
Organism: Acanthamoeba castellanii str. Neff
Lineage: Eukaryota; Discosea; Longamoebia; Acanthamoebidae
Product: tetratricopeptide repeat domain containing protein
Exons: 13
Coding region: 1-2133 (710 amino acids)
Biological process (GO): cell division
Cellular component (GO): anaphase-promoting complex
Molecular function (GO): protein binding
Source: RefSeq, a predicted model, not a curated record
AUGGAAGGGCUUCUGUUCGGGAAGGGUGGCGAGGAGCAUCAGGAGUGGCAGGAGUGGUUGGGAGCCACGGAAGCGCAGCUAGCUCUUCGCGAGGCGGUGGUGUGGUCCCUGGAGAGGGGGCUGCCGGGCAACGCGACUUGGCUGGCCGAGCGUCUGUGGGCCAUGGGCCGCACGCAGGGAGCGCUGGGCUUGCUGGCCACGGCGCGCAUAUGCCCUCCUGUGCCCGCACCUGCCACCGCCACCUGCCGGGGACGCGGCGGGGAGGACUGCUGCUGCGGCGGCUCCUGGGUGUGCUUCCAGCUGGGCCGCCUCAAGGAGGCCCACGACGUCCUCCUCCCCCAACCCACCGCUGUUCCGCCGAUGGGUGCCGCCGGCUUCUACCUCCUGGGCCAGGUCUUGCGGCACCAGAACCAGAGAGGGCGCGCGGUCAAAUACCUGCGGCGCAGUCUGGAGCUCCAGCCGUACCUGUGGUCGGCCUACGAGGCCCUCUGCGCGUUGGGUGAGGACAUCGACGCCGCGGUCUUUUUCGCGGGUGGUCCUGCUGCUGUGCCUCCUCCCGAGCACCUCGCCACUGAACCUGCACUCUCAAGCAGCGCCUCCACUCCGGUGUCGUCGUCAUCGAGCGCACCCGGCAUUCCGGCAGCGCGAGUCGCGCUGAUGGAGACGCCCGAGGCCACCAGCUCCACCUCCCCCGCCCUACCGAUGCUGCGAAGGCGCCCUCUCCCCUUCUCCUCCUCCUCUUCCUCAUCCGGCCCUCCGUCGUCGUCGUCGACUCUGCCGUCGUCCCUCUUCUCCACGCCGCCACAACAACAGCCGCAGCCGCAGCCGCAGCCGCAGCAACCACAACAGGGGGAGGAUUCCUCUUCCUCGUCGGCAGCGUUCGCCACCCCGGGCCAGGCCCCCGUGACCAGGAAGACCAAGAAGACCGAUGGCAGCAGGCACAUCGCGCCGCGGAGGUCAACGCGCUUGUCGUUUUCCUCCGCUGUGGACAAGGACACCGCCGCAACGCCCGGCGGAAAGCGCAAGUCAGACGUCAAGGGGGCGGUUGCUCCAUCUGCCACAGCAAAGCGCCGUAAGCAACGGGGAGAGCGCGAGGUGAUGAGCCUCCUCCGGACGAUGGGCAAUGGUGUGCGCCACCUGUGCCAAUUCCGGUGCGAGCAGGCCAUCGCCACGUUCGGCCAGCUGUCUCCGCAACACCGCAACACUGCCUGGGUCAUGUGUCAGGUCGCCCGGGCCCACUUCGAGAUGGUCAACUACGGCGAGGCCGAGCGGCUGUUUGCAGAGGUGCACCGAGCGGAGAGCACGCGUACGGAGGGCAUGGAGAUCUACUCGACCAUCCUGUGGCACCUGCGCAAGGAGGUGGGCCUGAGCCACCUGGCCCAGCAGCUCGUCGACGCGGACAAGAUGUGCCCGCAGGCCUGGUGCGCCCUCGGCAACUGCUUCUCCCUCCAGAAGGAGCACCAGACGGCCAUCAAGUUCUUCCAGCGCGCGACGGAAGUGGAUGGUUCGUUCGCCUACGGCCACACGCUGUGCGGCCACGAGUACGUCGCCAGCGACGAUCUCGAGAAGGCCCUCGCCUGCUUCCGCACCGCCGUGCGGAUUGACCCGCGCCACUACAACGCCUGGUUCGGCAUCGGGCUGGUUUUCUAUCGCCAGGAGCGCUACGAGCUGGCUGAGUACCACUUCCGCAAGGCCCUGGCCAUCAACCACACGAGCUCCAUCCUCAAGUGCUACAUCGGCAUGGAGGCCUUGGCGGCUCUGGACGAGGCCAUCGUGAUGAAUCCCACCAACGGGCUGGCCAAGUACAAGCGGGCGUGCGUCCUCUUCGCCCUGGGCCAGUACACCCGCGUGGUGACCGAGCUCCAGGCCCUGGCGCUCUCUGCCCCGAAGGAGACCUCCAUCCACUGCCUCCUGGGCAAGGCACGCCACCACGCGCCCAGCUACUCGCUGACGCAGCUCUUGGCCACUCAACAGGCCCACAAGCGGCUGGGGGACAGUGAGACGGCGCUGCGGUGCUUCCACACAGCCUUGGACAUGGACACCAAGAACCAGACCUACAUCAAGGGUCUCGUAGAGAAAGUGGGCAUCCCGGACGACCCCCACCAGGAUGACCCGCUUCCUGAUCUCACGUGA